Messenger RNA from Drosophila grimshawi, 2198 nucleotides. RefSeq names its product fizzy-related protein homolog (gene fzr). Gene Ontology annotation, molecular function: protein binding; ubiquitin ligase activator activity; anaphase-promoting complex binding. Gene Ontology annotation, biological process: anaphase-promoting complex-dependent catabolic process; positive regulation of ubiquitin protein ligase activity; positive regulation of anaphase-promoting complex-dependent catabolic process. The record is from RefSeq and is a predicted model, not a curated record. Gene Ontology annotation, cellular component: anaphase-promoting complex. The transcript has 5 exons. Bases 63 to 1499 code for a protein of 478 amino acids. NCBI's taxonomy places the organism in Eukaryota, Metazoa, Arthropoda, Insecta, Diptera, Drosophilidae.
CAAAAAAAUAAAAACAAACAAAAAUCAAAUUACAAAACGGAUCCACCAAAAAAUCAUUCACAAUGUUCAGUCCGGAGUAUGAGAGGCGCAUCUUAAAGCAGUACAUUCCGGAGGCAAGGAAUCUAUUCGACAAUCUGGAAUCGUCGACGACACCAACAUCGCUGGAUCGUUUUAUACCCUGCAGGGCAAACAACAAUUGGCAGACGAAAUUUGCGUCCAUUAACAAGUCGAAUGAUAACUCGCCGCAGACGAGCAAGAAGCAGAGGGAUUGUGGGGAAACGGCACGCGAUAGUUUGGCCUAUUCGUGCCUGCUCAAGAACGAGCUGCUCGGCUCCGCGAUUGACGACGUGAAGACCGCCGGCGAGGAGCGCAACGAGAAUUCAUAUACGCCGGCUGCCAAGCGCAGCCUCUUCAAAUAUCAAUCACCCACCAAGCAGGACUACAAUGGGGAAUGUCCGUAUUCGUUGUCGCCGGUGAGUGCCAAGAGCCAAAAACUGUUGCGAUCGCCGCGGAAGGCGACACGCAAGAUAUCGAGGAUACCGUUUAAGGUAUUGGAUGCGCCCGAGCUGCAGGAUGAUUUCUAUUUGAAUUUGGUCGAUUGGUCAUCACAGAAUGUGCUCGCCGUUGGUCUCGGCAGCUGUGUCUAUCUGUGGAGCGCCUGCACCAGUCAGGUAACCCGGCUGUGCGAUCUCAGUCCAGAUUCGAAUACAGUGACAUCUGUGUCGUGGAACGAGCGUGGCAAUACAGUUGCCGUCGGCACCCAUCAUGGUUAUGUGACUGUUUGGGACGUGGCAGCCAACAAGCAGAUCAACAAACUGAAUGGUCACUCGGCGCGCGUGGGCGCCUUGGCCUGGAAUAGUGAAAUCCUGUCGAGUGGGUCUCGCGAUCGUUGGAUAAUACAGCGGGAUACGCGAACGCCACAGCUGCAAUCAGAGCGACGAUUGGCCGGCCAUCGGCAGGAGGUGUGCGGUCUGAAAUGGUCGCCGGACAAUCAGUAUUUGGCCAGUGGCGGCAACGAUAAUCGCCUGUAUGUGUGGAAUCAGCACUCUGUCAAUCCGGUGCAAUCCUAUACGGAGCAUAUGGCCGCCGUUAAGGCAAUCGCCUGGUCACCGCAUCAUCACGGCCUGUUAGCGAGUGGUGGCGGCACCGCCGAUCGUUGCAUCCGCUUCUGGAAUACGCUGACGGGCCAGCCCAUGCAGUGCGUGGACACCGGUUCGCAGGUGUGCAAUCUGGCCUGGUCCAAGCACUCAUCGGAGCUGGUCUCCACGCAUGGCUACUCGCAGAACCAAAUACUCGUAUGGAAAUAUCCAUCGUUGACGCAGGUGGCCAAGCUAACCGGUCAUUCGUAUCGUGUCCUCUAUUUGGCCCUCAGUCCCGAUGGCGAGGCGAUUGUCACCGGUGCCGGCGAUGAGACAUUGCGCUUCUGGAAUGUGUUCAGCAAGGCGCGCAGUCAAAAGGAGAACAAGUCUGUGCUGAAUCUCUUUGCGAACAUCAGAUAGACAUCAGAUGGGCGCGUAAAGCAAAGGAGCAAGGAGCAGCAGCGAUGGACACCAAAACCAAACCACAGCCACCCAUAUACCCAAAUCCGUUGGCUGAGGAAGGCGCCAAAGGCAAAGCAAUUCACAAAACCAACCAACCAUUUAAUCAAUCAUCAAACCUGGCUGGCUGGGGGCGGACGAGGGAGGGGCGCUGGGGAUUCUAGCAAGCGUGUGUUAAAUUUAUAUUUAAUUAUUUACUAAAUCCGUUCACAUAUUUAGGUCUACAAGCUCUCAAAAACAAAAAAUAACUACUUUCUUAUGUAUUGCAAAGUGCAAGAAAGAAAGAAAGCAAGAAAAACCAACAAGUACAGCCAAAUUUCAGUUAUUUCAGCACAACCAUUAAACAUAAAUACCAAGCCUUUAACUUAGUCAAAACCCCACCCCUAUCCGACUCCCCGGAUACUUUACCGUUGAUAAGGCUAAAAAUGAGAAAGGCAACAACAAAUAUAGUAUAUGUUUAAGUAGCAUAGAGAUUAUUUAACCGCUCAUUUGAAACAAUGAUCAUCUAAUUGUAAAUCUAAUCCAAGAACCAGAACUGAAAAACAAUGGCAUAGUUAAGCAAAAGUUUCUUACAUUUAACUGUAAAUUCUAUUCAUAUAUAUAUAUAUAUAUAUAUAUAUAUAGGUAUUCCUUAUAUAUAUAUAUAUAUAUGUUAUAGAA